AAUCCUAACAAGUGGUAUCAGAGCUGUAUUAAGGACGUUGAGAGGAGUCUACAGAAGUGUGAAGACCCUUCUGGACCCACCAUGGCCUGUGGGUGUGCCUAAGUGGUGUUCUAAAGGUUGGAUGUGUCUUCCGCUAAGGGGAAACUCUGCCGAAAUUUCGUGGACGCCGACACUUGUGAAAAUAUCGAGGGAGCUGAGUAUGUUCGAGCACAUCAAGGAUCUUGUGGAAGCGGAUGAUUCGGGUCCAAGGGCGUGGAAACUACUACGUGAUGUGGUUCAGCCCAACACUCUCCCGAUGGUGAUCGUGCUCGAGAAGGAACUUGCUGCCAUCUCCAUGCGACCAGGGGAUGAUGUGAAGCCGGUCCUUGACAAGAUCAAGGACACCUAUGCAAGGAUGGCAGCAGCGGGCGCAAGGUAGAGGCCGAGGUGACUAUAAUGAGGGGCAUGGAAGCUCCAGUGGCAGGGGGAGUACCAGAAUGGAGGGCACCUGCUGGUACUGCAAGAAGAUAGGGCAUCCUUGGUUCAAGUGC
Molecule: messenger RNA, 530 nt
Organism: Closterium sp. NIES-67
Lineage: Eukaryota; Viridiplantae; Streptophyta; Zygnematophyceae; Desmidiales; Closteriaceae
Source: the annotation of a GenBank genome assembly